CAUGUGGCAAACCUAUACAUUCUAAUGACUUCUUACUUAACAUUAAAAGUGUGUUGAAGUGCAGUUAAAAUUAAAAUGGGGUUAAAACUUUAUCAUUAUAGUGUCAGUGGCCCAUCCCGGGCAGCAUACAUGACCAUUAAAGCUAUUGGAUUAGAAGUUGAAGUUGUAAUAGUUGAUUUAAUGAAACAGGAACAACUUAAAGAAAAUUUUCUUCAGAUUAACCCCCAGCACUGCGUACCGACAAUUGACGAUGAUGGUUUUGUUUUAUGGGAAAGUAAGGCGAUUGCCUGCUAUUUGGCCGAGAAACAUGGGAGGGAUGAUCUCUAUCCAAAAGAUUUAAAGCACCGUGCGCUUGUGAAUCAAAGAUUGUAUUUCGAUAGUGCUACUUUGCUACCGCAUAUACGUGCUAUUAUGCAUCCCAUUUUAUUCCAAAAUGUUAAAGAAAUAAAGAAGCCAUUGAAAGAUAAUUUAUAUGUUCAACUUGGAUUUCUAAAUGGCUUUCUGAGUGAGAGUAAAUGGGUGGCUGGCAAUGAAUUAACUGUUGCAGACAUAUCCCUUGCAUCUUCUAUGGCUACAGUUAUGUUUUUAUUGCAGGCUCUUGAUUGGGAUUUGUCCAACUUGCCCAAUAUUGGUAGAUGGUUCAAGCAAUGUGAAAAUAUACCCGGAUUUGAAGAAAAUUUGAAAGGGGCAAAGCUUUACGGUGAUGCUGUCAAAAGAAACCUACAACUAUAGAUAAUUAUUUAUUAUCCCUUAAUUAAUUAUAAAUAAACAUUUAUUUCUUAUUUAUAAAAUUUAAGGACUAAUUGGUUCUCAUUCUUAACCCUUCUCUUUAUAAUUAGUUUUGAUUUAUAGCCUUUAUUUAACAUAAUUUGUUUUACUUCCUCUGGAAUGUUUUCUUCAAUGAGCAGAAGGUAGAAAAUGCCGUGGUCUGUUAAUGUCUUUGGUAUUAAAUCCAAUAAUUUAUCUA
Molecule: messenger RNA, 967 nt
Organism: Pieris rapae (cabbage white)
Lineage: Eukaryota; Metazoa; Arthropoda; Insecta; Lepidoptera; Pieridae
Product: glutathione S-transferase 1
Exons: 3
Coding region: 76-732 (218 amino acids)
Biological process (GO): glutathione metabolic process
Molecular function (GO): glutathione transferase activity
Source: RefSeq, a predicted model, not a curated record